AUGCUCCGAAACGAUCUUUAUCAAAAUACAUCACUUUCAACAACACAUUCAAUAACAAACAAGAAAAUACUUCGAUGGGAUGAAGGGAAUGAUGAUCUAUUGAAUGGAAAUAAUAAUAUAGAAUUUACUGGUGAUGAUAAUGAUGAUCAUUAUGAUGAAGAAGCUGGAAAAACUCUUUUACGUAAUCUUACUGUUCAAGUACUUCCAUCAUGA
This is a messenger RNA of Didymodactylos carnosus, 213 nucleotides long. Lineage: Eukaryota; Metazoa; Rotifera; Eurotatoria; Philodinida; Philodinidae. The record is from the annotation of a GenBank genome assembly.